This is a messenger RNA of Setaria italica (foxtail millet), 1845 nucleotides long. Its product is annotated as glucan endo-1,3-beta-glucosidase 7. Lineage: Eukaryota; Viridiplantae; Streptophyta; Magnoliopsida; Poales; Poaceae. The record is from RefSeq and is a predicted model, not a curated record. Gene Ontology annotation, molecular function: hydrolase activity, hydrolyzing O-glycosyl compounds. Bases 433 to 1731 code for a protein of 432 amino acids. Gene Ontology annotation, biological process: carbohydrate metabolic process. Gene Ontology annotation, cellular component: plasma membrane. The transcript has 3 exons.
UCCUUCCACAGGCUUCCUUCUACCCUACCCUCGCCGGUCGCUGCACAGUUCAAACCGGGCGGCUUCGCUCGCCGUUCUAAAGACGAGGGCGGCGGCUUUGUUUUCAGCAGAAGCGGAGGGGCUUUAGCGCUUUGGUCCUCCGCUUUUCCACCCGAUUUAGCGAAAGCUUUGCACGGCCUUGUUGUUAUUGAUUGCUCGGCAAAAGGCAGCGACGAGAGCGCGCCCCCUGUUCCGUGGCCUCGUUCUCUUCCUCGCUAAGCAACCGGGGUGGAAGGCCCGCCCGACCAGGGUUAGCUCGCCGCGGCCUGCCGGGAAAAGCGACGGCCCGAAGGCCGUAGCAUAAGAAGCGGGAGAGCGCCUGAGAGACACGCGGAGUCCGAUCAGAUCGUGCCUCUCUGUUUCUUUUUGUGCUUGAAGGAGGGGACAGGGGAGAUGGCGGAGAGGAGGUGGAUUAUGCUUGCCCUCUUGGGAGUCAUCCAGCUCCUUCGUCUUCCUUCAGUAGCGCCGCAAUCCUUCAUCGGCAUCAACUACGGCGACGUGGCGGACAACCUCCCGCCACCGUCGUCCACCGCGCGCCUCCUCCAGUCCACGACCAUCUCCAAGGUCCGCCUCUACGGCACGGACCCGGCCGUCGUCUCGGCCUUCGCCGGCACGGGCAUCUCCCUCCUCCUCGGCGCCACCAACGGCGACAUCGCCAACCUCGCGUCCUCGCCCGCCGCGGCCUCCGCCUGGGUCGCCGCGCACAUUCCGUCCUCGUCGCCGGCGGUCUCCACCGUCUCCGUCGGCAACGAGGUCCUCUUCGCCGACGCGUCGCUCGCCUCGCAGCUCGUCCCGGCAAUGCAGAACCUUUACGACGCGCUGCCGCCCAACUCCAGCGUCAAGGUCUCCACCGUGAACGCCAUGGACGUGCUUGCGAGCUCCGACCCCCCUUCCUCCGGCGCGUUCAAGCCGGAGCUCUCCGCUACGCUAGACCCGCUCCUGGCGUUCCUGAGCAAGACCGGCUCGCCGUUCCUCAUCAACCCGUACCCCUACUUCGCCUACCUCAGCGACCCGCGGCCGGAGACGCUGGCCUUCUGCCUGUUCCAGCCCAACGCCGGGCGGCCGGACGCCGGGUCCGGGCUCACCUACACCAACAUGUUCGACGCGAUGGUGGACGCCGUGCGCGCGGCACUGGACGCUAAGGGCUACAAAGACGUGGAGAUCGUGGUGGCCGAGACCGGGUGGCCGCACAAGGGCGACACCGACGAGGCCGGCGCCACGGUGGAGAACGCGCGCGCCUUCGUGUCGGGCCUCGUCUCCCACCUCCGGUCCCUGGCCGGCACGCCGCGCGCGCCCGGGAAGUCGGUGGAGACGUACAUCUUCGCCGUAUACGACGAGGACCUCAAGCCCGGCAAGGCGUCGGAGAGGUACUUCGGGCUGUUCCAGACCAGCCUCACCGAGACGUAUCCGACGGGGUUGCUCAGGAACGGCACGGCCGGGCUGGGGCCGGCAAUGGCGCCGGCGCCGGCGCCGACGUCGGUGCAGCCGCCACCGGCGCUGCCAACGCCACAGGUGACUCCAGCGCCGCCAGGCUCGGCGGCGGUGGCAGGGCCUUCUGGCCUCUGCGCGCCGGGGACGGCGACGGCGAGGGUAGCUUGCACUCAUCACAAUGCUGCCGAAUCGUCUCGCACUUUCUCAGUGCUAACUAUCAUUGCUGGUUUUUGGUUCACAGCUUUGCAGAUGUUAAUAUGACUCUUUUUCUUUAGGCUUUUCUUUUUCCCAGCCAAUGUAUUGAGGCAGCUUUUGUAUUCCUAGUGUGUGGCUUCACGAUCCAAGCAACGCGUCAAGAUUUCAAGUACUACGACA